AUGAAGGCAAUGCAGCCGCCGGAGACACUCGCUGUUGGCGCCGAGGUUGUGGACACAAUGUCUGAAGUGACCACCGUUCUGCUUCUACUGCUGUUACUGCUGCUGCUCACGGCCUGGAGCCGAAUAAACCGGUCACUUAUACCCGGUCCGUCCUUCUUGGCGGGACUCGGUCCUAUCCUCUCCUACAGCAGGUUCAUCUGGACAGGGAUAGGAACAGCGAGCAACUACUAUAACAACAAAUAUGGCAGCAUGGUCCGGGUCUGGAUUAAUGGCGAGGAGACCCUCAUUCUGAGCAGAUCUUCAGCAGUGUAUCAUGUUCUGAGGAGCGCCCACUACACCGCCAGGUUCGGGAGCAAAAAAGGGCUGGAGUGUAUCGGGAUGGAAGGGAGGGGUAUCAUUUUCAACAGCGAUGUCUUGCUCUGGAAAAAAGUGAGGACAUAUUUUUCUAAAGCUCUGACUGGCCCAGGCCUCCAGAGUACGGUGCAAAUCUGUGUGAGCUCCACAACCAAACAUCUGGACCACUUGCAGGAGAUGACAGACCCCUCCAGACACGUGGACGCUCUCAAUCUGCUGAGAGUCGUAGUGGUGGACAUCUCCAACAGGCUUUUCCUCAGGGUGCCGCUCAACGAAAAGGACUUGCUGAUGAAAAUCCACAACUACUUUGAGACCUGGCAAACAGUUCUUAUAAAGCCUGACAUAUUCUUCAAGAUUGGAUGGCUGUACAACAAGCACAAGAUUGCAGCCCAGGAGCUGCAGGACGUGAUGGAGAGCCUUCUUGAAAUGAAAAGAAAGAUUAUAAAUGAGUCUGAGAAGUUGGAUGAUGAUCUUGACUUUGCAACAGAGCUCAUCUUUGCCCAGAAUGUCGGAGAGCUUUCAGCAGAUAACGUCAGGCAGUGCGUGCUGGAGAUGGUGAUUGCAGCACCUGACACACUUUCCAUCAGCCUCUUCUUCAUGCUGAUGCUGCUGAAACAAAACCCAGACGUAGAGCUGAGGAUAGUAGAGGAGAUGAACACGGUCUUGAGUGAAAAAGGUGAAAACAUUGAUUAUCAAAGCUUGAAAGUGCUGGAGAGUUUCAUCAAUGAGUCUUUGAGGUUUCAUCCGGUGGUUGAUUUUACAAUGCGAAAGGCUCUGGAAGAUGACAACAUCGAAGGCAUUAAAAUCCCAAAAGGAACCAACAUCAUUCUCAACAUCGGUCUUAUGCAUAAGACAGAAUUCUUCCCAAAGCCAAAAGAGUUCAACUUGAUGAACUUUGACAAAACAGUGCCCAGUCGUUUCUUCCAGCCAUUCGGGUGUGGACCUCGUUCCUGCGUGGGCAAACACAUCGCCAUGGUGAUGAUGAAGGCCAUCCUGGCCACUCUCUUGUCUCGUUACACCGUGUGUCCUCGGCGGGGCUGCACCCUCAGCAGCAUCCGGCAGACCAACAACCUGUCGCAGCAGCCUGUGGAGGACGAGCACAGUCUGGCCAUGCGCUUCAUCCCUCGGACCGCAUCAACUCAGCACAGUCAGCACUGA
Messenger RNA from Cyclopterus lumpus (lumpfish), 1512 nucleotides. RefSeq names its product aromatase (gene cyp19a1b). Gene Ontology annotation, molecular function: heme binding; oxidoreductase activity, acting on paired donors, with incorporation or reduction of molecular oxygen; monooxygenase activity. Bases 1 to 1512 code for a protein of 503 amino acids. The record is from RefSeq and is a predicted model, not a curated record. The transcript is spliced from 9 exons. Lineage: Eukaryota; Metazoa; Chordata; Actinopteri; Perciformes; Cyclopteridae.